Marchantia polymorpha subsp. ruderalis is the source of this 3403-nucleotide messenger RNA. Lineage: Eukaryota; Viridiplantae; Streptophyta; Marchantiopsida; Marchantiales; Marchantiaceae. The record is from the annotation of a GenBank genome assembly.
GGGAAUGUUAGACGACAAGUCACGAAACAAAUGCACGGGGACUGGUUUAGGGUUUAUCGUACCCUUAAUUUCCUGUUGUGGCGAAGAGAACCGUAAACUGGAAAUUGGCGUAGAAUCCGCGUGGUCCGGGAUUGUCCGAAACCUGCAACUGGAGAAUGGACUAUGACAGAGACUGAAGCCAAAGAGGAGUUGUCUGACAGGGAAGACACGAUGUUCAUGUCGUUGUCGAUGGCUUUGUAUUUUUGCUGAGACAGAACAGAGAGAGAGAGAGAGAGAGAGAGAGAGGUUUGGGUUCAGUCAGUCGUCGCUUUCCGGAGAUGUGAUCGCUCGUCGACAUUUCAUUGUCUGUUGCUCAGUCGUACGACAGGCAUCGUAAACCUCUGACGAAUGCCUGUCGUGACACUGAAAUCAAUUGGAGCUAGCGGAUUGGCAUGGAGCUUGUCGCAGAUGGUGCAAGCAGGCGCGUGACGUGCUGGAUUAUCUGCCGUUUCGUGUCCCUGCAGUGCUCUCUCGCGCUUGACAGUGGCGAAGGGAAGCACACAGCGUGCAUGUGAAUUUUCAGGUGACAGAGCCAGAGAGAGAGAGGGAGAGACUCAUCUUCAGGUACUGCUGCUGCCCGGCGCGUAUGAGCCUGGUGAAGAUCUGGGCCGAGUUGAUUGGGGGCGACUGAACCGGAGAUCAGCUUUUCCACACAGGUUGCCGCCCACUUCUACUGUUCUGAGGUUGCAUUCGAAAUGGGGGACGACAAUCGUCAUGAAAUGAUGGAAUCAUUGUUCGGAGCAGAGUCGGGAGACUCUGAUGACGAACCAGAGCUUAAACCCUCCGAUUCCAACAAUUCCAACUCUGCCAACUCUGGGAGGGACGACGAGGAAGGAGAAGGGGAGGGUGGAGGUGAUGUCGAAGUUGAGAGUGACAUGGACGGCGGAGAGAGUGAACGAGCUGUCAGUGAGAGUGGGAGAGAAGUGGAGAGUGAGGCCGAGCGAGAAGCUAGUGACAGAGAGGUUGCCAGUGACAGAGAAGGAGAGGAAGCUGAGCAGAGCAUGAGCGGAUCGGAGACCUCGCAUCACCGUAGCCAUGCUGUGGAGUAUGAUGAGAACGAAGUGGAGGAAGUCCAUGAGGCCACCAGUGAGCAAGGUGAUGACGAGCAAGGUGAGAACGAACAAGUCGAGGAUGAAGCCGUCGAUGAGGAGCAAGUUGAGGAAGACCCUGUCGACGAGGAGCAAGGUGACGAUGAGCAACAAGCCUCUCCUGGAGUUGCCGAAGCCCGUGAUGUUUUCGGUGAUUCUGAUUCUGACGACCAAGAAGUAGAGAGGCGGAGGAGUACAAGUAGAGAGCGCAGUCCAGCCGCAAGUGUUGAGAAAGGAGUCCAUUCUGAAGACGAUAGGAGUGAUCAAGAUGUCGGACAUGACAUGGACGACGGUUACGAAUCCGAAGAAGAUCGCCACGCCGAGAAGAAGAGGGAGAAACCUGUUGGUCCUCCUCUGGAACUUGAAGUUCCUCUGAGACCACCCCCCGGACGGUCAGAACAGCUCAACCUCGUCAGAGUUUCGAACAUUAUGGGUAUAGAAUCAAGACCAUUCGAUCCGAAGACAUAUGUGGAAGAGUCAACUUUUGUGACUGAUGCCGAGGGUAAAAAACAGCGUUUGCGUCUUGAAGAGAAUAUUGCACGCUGGCGGAUCGUUCAUAAUCGCGAUGGCAGUGAAUCUUUUGAAAGCAAUGCGAGAUUUGUGAAAUGGUCCGAUAAUAGCAUGCAGCUGCUUCUUGGAAGCGAGGUUUUGGAUCUCUCUGUGCAAGACUCCCGCCAUGACCAGUCACAUCUCUUCAUACGCCAUCCUAAGAGUCUUCUUCAAUCACAAGGGCGCCUACUGCGUAAGAUGAAGUUCAUGCCAUCAUCUUUGUCUUCGAAAUCCCACAAGUUGCUGACUGCACUGGUGGACUCAAGGCAUAAGAAAGUUCUCAGAGUUAGAAGUAUUGUUACCAACAUAGAUCCAGAUAAAGAAAAGGAAGGGCAGGAGAAGGCAGUGGAACAGCGAAUUAGAAAUAGGACGGAUCUGCAACGCAAGCAGGACAAAAUGGUUCGGAAAUAUAGUCACAUUCCAUCUCGAGAUCGAGAAGCACAGCUUUCUCCAGGAUACCUUGAGGGUGCUUUGGAAGAGGAAGAGGAAGCUGAUGACUACGGGAGAGGCAGUAGGAGGAGUAUGGACUCACGUCGUUUCCAGCAGCAGUUGGACGAUGAAACUCGAGCUGAGAGGCGAAUAUUGAAUGCCAAGCGGCAAUCACACCCGCCUAGGAGGCCCCCAGCCAAGGACCGGCGGGCAGCACCUUCUAGGAGGGAAAUGCUUGAAGACACAUCAGAAGACGAGCGUGAAGAGUCAGCAUAUGAGACUGACCCUGAAGAUGAAGAGGAACUUCCGUUGGAAGACGAAGAAAGGGAGUAUGAGGACGAGGACGACGAAGAAGAGGAGGAUCCUAGGAAGUGGUCAGAUAAGGGAAAGGCUUCUGAUCGAGAGGAACGGAGGAGAGACCGCGAUGAUGAUGAUAGGAAGAGGCGUCGGGACAGAUCUGAAGAGAGGGAAGCAUCACCACCCAAGAAAUCCACUCAAAGGAGAGGAAUGCGGGUGGUUGUAAGUGAUAGCGAAGAGGAUGAUUGACCUCAAAAUAUUGUACUCAGGUGCAUGUUUUUCGGGACUUUCUCGCUCUGCAGAUAUCGCGUACGCUCGCUGGUGAAGCCAUAUUUAUUUGAUUUCGAAUGAAACGUGGUGUUGAAACACAGUGAAAGCAUUUUUUUUAAGUCAACGGGAAGCGCUGCAACGUGUUCCUCCUUGUUGGUUUAUCGAGUGCUGCCUCCGGUCUGUUGUUUCAGGUUCCAGCAGUUGCUUUGAAAUGCACUUAGUUUUGUACUUAGUGAAGGCCUGGCUCCUCCUCAGCUGUUAUAGCUGGAUCAUAGAAGGUCACAAAAUUAUUUAGGUGAGUUCAGGGUAUCAUGAAGCAAGCGAGAAAAGCUACAGGUGAAUAUCAAUAUUUAUCAUCUGUUGAUAACCUGAGGAUCAGUAACUAGACUACACAUUGAAGAAGAACCAGUGUAGGCGAUAGGUUUAUGCCUGCCGGCAAAAGCUUUGGGUAGGAGAGAUAGUGUAGGAAUCAUGUUUUAUAGGCCGUGCGAUCCAUGUACAAGAAAUAUUUUCUUCGGUACUGCACGGGAGAAUGAUCACUGUAACUGAGCAGGUAAGAGUUGAUAUAGGAACAUUUUACCUUGUUUAGAAAUCAACACUGCGUAAUAGUACCUUGCGAUGAAAAUUUGGCACGAAGGCCUGUUUCAGUGAAAUAUGUAUUUCUUUUUUCAGAAGGCCUGUAUGUCGGUCACAGAUUAAACACAAUACGAUGUAAGUGGAAGUACGAUUUG